AUGAAAUGUCUCAGAGACGUGGAAACACCUUGCCUAUCUUUUGCCUACAACGUACAGGAUCAAAAAUGUUAUCUGUAUAGCCGUGUACUACUAGAAAACGACUAUGUGAUAUCAAGUGGAAUUGUGACAUAUGUUCCAGUAUUUGAUGAUAUCGAGAAAAACAAACCAACAGCCCAGAGUGAAAUUUAUCAACAAAAUGACGAGGAAUAUGGUUCACAUAGAGCUGUAGAUGGAGACCCCAAUACCUCUAUGAGGUCAAGUCGAAAGCGUCCUAUAUGGUGGUGCGUGGACUUAGUCAAGAUACAUUCCAUGCGCUUGAUUCAAAUUAUCACUACUAAAAGUCAUUCUGAUCGGAUGGAAGGGUUUGGUUUGAGUUUUGGGAUGACUGGAAACUGUGAUGAAGCUGGUCUCGCUGAGUCUAUUGAGUGUUAUCGUGAUAUUGGUACCAAUCAGCCACAUUUCGAUAUAACCAAAUGUACAUCAGGUACAACCCCGGCUGAGAUGAGAGCCCGGUUUAUCUUCAUUCGUCAUCAUAAGGCUUUUCGGGAAAUGGCUAAAAUAUUGCUCCAGCCAAUUCAUGAAAUAGCUAAAAUCAAAAUUCUUAGGGAAGAGCAUGAGAAUCAGUUUUGUACAUUAUUUAAACAACAAGAAUAA
Lottia gigantea (owl limpet) is the source of this 654-nucleotide messenger RNA. RefSeq lists its product as hypothetical. The coding region runs from base 1 to 654 and encodes 217 amino acids. The transcript is spliced from 5 exons. Lineage: Eukaryota; Metazoa; Mollusca; Gastropoda; Lottiidae. The record is from RefSeq and is a predicted model, not a curated record.